Ostreobium quekettii is the source of this 207-nucleotide messenger RNA. The record is from the annotation of a GenBank genome assembly. Lineage: Eukaryota; Viridiplantae; Chlorophyta; Ulvophyceae; Bryopsidales; Ostreobiaceae.
GGAUUCCCUGCCGCCACUUGGCAAGCUGUGCGCAUUAUCCUCAUGGCCGUUCAUCGGUACAAGGAACUCACUGAAGGGCGCCAGCUGGGGCGAUCUGUGUACCCAGUACAAGUUGUAGAGGGUGUGGAGUUUCUGUACCGGCCUCCGCCAAAGAACAAGGUCCCACAAGCGGCGUCCGUCUGGGCCUUUCUGCAGAGCGGAGCUUGA